UAAAUUACUGGUAUAUGCUGACGUAAAGCAUAUCCGGUAAAUACCAGAUAGUGGGGUGACUAUUGCCGACUGGACAGUCGUAUCCUCGUGCGCUUUGUGUUAAAAGGCGAACUGUUUUUGUUCGGUCUGAGUAGAUACACGCGAGCGUUUGGGAAUCUGUUUAAAAAUUAGAAGUACUGUCUUAUUAAAACGUUUUGGCAACACAAUAGUGGGCAAAUAAUCUGUGAUCAAAUCAAGAAAGUUGGUCUUUAGACUCGACCCAAAAAAAAAAAAAAACAGAGACGGAACCAAAAGCCAUAUUAGAAUCUGCCCCUACAGUGAAGGGGAGAGGCAUACGGGGAGAGGGAUGGCGUCGGACGUGCCUUGCUGCGGUACGAAAUUCUCGUUGUAUGUCUUGGUAAUUAUAGGGCUGGUGGCCUUUGCGGGGCUGAUGGCCGGCCUCACUCUGGGUCUCAUGUCUCUUGGCCUUGUCGACCUUGAGGUUCUCAUGAAGUCCGGCCGUCCCCAGGAUCGAAAGCACGCCGCUAAAAUUUAUCCGGUGGUAAAGAACCAGCAUCUUCUUCUUUGCACACUUCUGAUGGGCAACGCCUUGGCGAUGGAGGCUCUUCCUAUAUUCUUGGACAAACUUGUACCUCCUUGGGCGGCGAUUCUGAUAUCAGUCACUCUUAUCCUAAUGUUUGGAGAGAUAUUCCCACAAGCUGUCUGUACACGCUAUGGCUUGACUAUAGGAGCGACAUUGGCACCACUUGUCCGUGUUCUUCUCAUGAUAUUUUUCCCAAUAACUUAUCCAAUCAGUAAGGUUCUUGAUUGGAUGUUGGGUAAGGGACAUGCUGUCCUCUUAAGGCGAGCAGAGCUCAAGACUUUUGUGAAUUUUCAUGGCAAUGAGGCGGGCAAGGGUGGGGAUCUAACUCAUGAUGAGACUACCAUCAUCACAGGGGCACUUGAAUUGACUGAAAAAACUGCAAAAGAUGCCAUGACUCCAAUAGCAAAUGCAUUUUCCCUUGAUUUGGAUGCAACACUUAAUUUGGAGACAUUGAAUUCGAUAAUGACAAUGGGUCAUAGUAGAGUUCCAGUUUAUGCAGGAAAUCCCAAAAAUAUAAUCGGACUUAUUCUGGUUAAGAAUCUGUUGGCUGUUGAUCCAGAUGAUGCAGUUCCUGUGAGAAAAAUGGUCAUAAGAAAGAUUCCUCGGGUUUCAGAAAACAUGCCUCUAUAUGAUAUUCUAAAUGAAUUUCAGAAGGGUCACAGCCAUAUUGCUGUUAUCUAUAAAGAUCUAAAUGAGAAAAAAGAAACACCAAAAAGGGUCCAAUCUGAGCCAUCAUCGAAGAAAGGUGAUAAGGCGGUUGGACCCACUGGUGCUAUUGAAAAUUUGGGGGUUAAAUUUGAUUCACAUCCUCAGACAGGUCUGAAUAAAAUUAGUGGAGGGCAAGGUCAACAAAUGAAGAAAAGUCCCCCAUCUACUCCAGCUUUCAAGAAGCGGCACAGAGGUUGUUCCUUUUGCAUUCUGGAUGUUGAGAAUGCUCCCAUUCUCGAGUUUUCACCCAAUGAAGAGGUUGUUGGAGUAAUCACCAUGGAGGAUGUCAUUGAAGAACUUCUUCAGGAGGAGAUAUUGGAUGAAACAGAUGAGUAUGUCAACAUCCAUAAUAGGUAA
Molecule: messenger RNA, 1648 nt
Organism: Morus notabilis
Lineage: Eukaryota; Viridiplantae; Streptophyta; Magnoliopsida; Rosales; Moraceae
Product: DUF21 domain-containing protein At1g47330
Exons: 11
Coding region: 347-1648 (433 amino acids)
Biological process (GO): magnesium ion homeostasis
Cellular component (GO): intracellular membrane-bounded organelle
Source: RefSeq, a predicted model, not a curated record